AUGGGGUUACCCGUGGAUGGACCGUCAAUAGGCUGGCCAGAGACUGAACAGGCUGCACCAAAUAUUCAGCGAUGGGCAACUGAGCGGCAUCGUAAUGACAAUAUCGCUUCGUGGGGUGAUGAGAUCGAAUACAACCUAGUUGAUUUGAACUCAAGUUCUGAGCGGGCGACAUUGCUACUAGAUCAGGAGAAGGUAAUCCGCCAAUGGCAAGAAAGUCCGGCCAGCAAAGAAGAACCGAUUGUUCUCCAAUGGGAAUGGGCCAAGUAUGUGGUUGAGACAACUCCCGCAAAACCAUACACGGGGAGCAUCGAGGAUCUCCUGAGCGUCCAGCAAAAUAUGAAGAGAAGACGACAAGUCAUCAAUCGCAUACUUUCACCAAACCAGCAUACCAUGUCACUAUCCUUCUUUCCUCGGGCUGGAGUGGAUGGUCAAUGGACAACUCCCCAAGGUCGAACCCAGACAAAUCACUCCGUAUGCUCUCUUCCGCGAUAUAGAAUCGUCCCAGAGAAUAUCCUCAGCCGAAGACACAGUAACAAGAAAACACAUUACCCAAUCUAUCAAGACACCGAGACAUCGAAUUCAUUCCACGAUAUCUUACCCUCAGGAGAGAAAGUCAGAAACCACCUCUGCUUAGAUGACCUUGAGACCGGAAUCGGCUGCUGCAGCCUCCAAACAACCUUCCAAGCACAAAAUGAAUCAGAAGCCCGUUGGCUACACGACCAGCUAAUACCUCUCGCGCCAAUAUUCCUCGCUAUGACCGCCGCAGUCCCAAUCUGGAAGGGAUACCUCGUUGACACGGAUAUCCGGUGGCAGCGAUUUGGAGAUUUAGUAGACGACCGUCGACCAGAAGAGAUGGAAACUAUCCCCCCACGCUGGACCUGGAACCGCACAUACCUCUCCGAAGAAAAGCCCCCGGGUCUCGAGAGCGAUUCACCACUGCAACCAAUGAAUCAAGAAAUCAAACAACGUUUGCUGGACGGCGUCAUGGACGAUUCCCUAGCAACACACUUCGCCUCCAUCCUCUCGCGCGACCCGCUCGUGCUAACAGAAGAAGACACAAACAACCUCAAUGCCUCAAACACGAAACUGUUCGAGCUCCUCCAAAGCUUUGUCUGGCACGCAGUCCGCUUUAAGCUCCCAAUUACAGACACAGGCCCAGGGUGGUGUGUUGAGUUCCGCACAAUGGAGUCCCAGCUCACGGAUAAGGCGAAUGCGGCGUUUGCCAUCUUCGCAUAUCUGCUCUCCAGAGCUAUAGUCACUAUGCAUCUGAAUUUCUAUAUCCCCAUUGACAAGGUUGGCGAGUCGAUGGGUUUUGCAAAGGAGCGGAAAGCUGUUUGUGGCGGGAAGAUGUGGUUCCGGAGGCUUGGAUGGUUGGGGUGUUCGAACUUGGUUGAGGGACAAAUAUCGCUGUGUAAGGAUAAGGCCCCUGAUCUGUUGGGUGAGGAGAAGGAGGGGAAUGGGAACAAGAAAGAGGAAAUUGCGCUUAUGUCUGCUGAUGAGAUCUUCAAUGGGGAGUCUGAUCCAAAUGGGUUCCCUGGGUUGGUUGCUAUUGUGCGGUACUACCUGAAUCAGAGCAAGAUGGCGGCGACAGAGCAGGAGAAGAUUGCUCCGUAUUUAGAGUUGAUUAGUGAUCGAGCCAGUGGUGAGAAUCCUACACCGGCGACUUGGAUGAGGGAGUUUGUGCGCUCGCAUGAGGAUUAUCAGCAGGAUAGUUAUGUUGGUGAAAGGGUUUGCUAUGAUAUGAUGAGAGAGAUUGUGCGGAUGAAUGAGAAUGGAGAAUGA
Penicillium vulpinum is the source of this 1782-nucleotide messenger RNA. Its product is annotated as glutamate--cysteine ligase. The transcript is spliced from 7 exons. Gene Ontology annotation, molecular function: glutamate-cysteine ligase activity. Gene Ontology annotation, biological process: glutathione biosynthetic process. Lineage: Eukaryota; Fungi; Ascomycota; Eurotiomycetes; Eurotiales; Aspergillaceae. The record is from RefSeq and is a predicted model, not a curated record. Bases 1 to 1782 code for a protein of 593 amino acids.